CCUCCCCCUGCCGGCUGCGGGCGGGCGCCGGGAGCCGCCGGAGUUUCGGCGCCCGGGAGGGAGAUGCGGCCGCGGCGCGGUGUCCUUGCAGAUUUCUCACCAGCAUGAUGCUGGGGCGAGAGGCUGGCACCCACAGUUUUCAGAAUGGCUGAGCUGGACGCUGACUUGGACCACAUCAUUCCGUCUUCCCUACUUCCCCCCGUCUGGGCUAAGUUAGUAGUGGGAUUUGUUUCCCUCCUGUGUUUUGCACGGAGCUACGAUGGAGACUUUGUCUUUGACGACUCGGAAGCUAUUGUUAACAAUAAGGACCUCCGAGCAGAAACGCCCCUGGCCGACCUCUGGCUUCAUGACUUCUGGGGCAGCCGACUGAGCAGCAACACCAGCCACAAGUCCUACCGGCCCCUGGCCGUCCUGACGUUCCGGUUGAACUACUAUCUGUCCGGAGGCUUCUACCCCGUGGGUUUCCACGUGGUCAACAUCUGCCUGCAUGGUGGCAUCUCUGUCCUCAUGGUGGACGUCUUCUCCGUGCUGUUUGGUGGCCUGCAGUUCACCAGCAAGGGCCGGAGGGUGCACCUGGCCCCCAGGGCCUCCCUGCUGGCCGCACUGCUGUUUGCUGUCCAUCCGGUGCACACCGAGUGCGUUGCUGGUGUCGUCGGCCGCGCAGACCUGCUGUGCGCCCUCUUCUUUCUGUUGUCUUUCCUCGGCUACUGUAGAGCGUUCAGAGAAAGCAGCAAAGAGGGGACACAUUCUUCUACGUUCUGGGUGUUGCUGAGUAUCUUUCUGGGAGCUGUGGCCAUGCUGUGCAAGGAGCAAGGGAUCACCGUGCUGGGUUUGAAUGCGGUGUUUGACAUCUUGGUGAUCGGCAAGUUCAAUGUCCUAGAAAUUGUCCACAAGGUACUGCAUAAGGACAAGUCGUUAGGGAGCGUCAGCGUGCUCAGGAACGGGGCCCUGCUCUUCCGCAUGGUGCUGCUCAUCUCUGGAGGGGCCACCGUGCUCUACGUGCGCUGGAAAAUCAUGGGCACGGGCCCGCCCGCCUUCACCGAGGUGGACAAUCCGGCCUCCUUUGCCGACAGUGCGUGGGUCAGGGCCAUAAACUAUAAUUACUACUAUUCUUUGAAUGCCUGGCUGCUGCUGUGUCCCUGGUGGCUGUGUUUUGAUUGGUCAAUGGGCUGCAUCCCCCUCAUUAAGUCCUUCGGCGACUGGAGGGUAAUUGCGCUGGCUGCACUCUGGCUCUGCCUAAUUGGCCUGAUACACCAAGCCCUGUGCUCUGAAGACAGCCACAAGAGAAGGAUCCUCACCCUGGGCCUGGGGUUUCUCGUCAUCCCGUUCCUGCCUGCGAGUAACCUGUUCUUCCGCGUGGGCUUCGUGGUUGCAGAGCGGGUCCUCUACCUCCCCAGCGUGGGCUACUGCGUGCUGCUGACCUGCGGCUUUGCAGCCCUGAGCAGGCAGACCAAGAAAAAGAAACUCAUUGCUGCCGUGGUCCUGGGGAUUUUGGCCACCAACGUGCUGCGGUGUGUGACCCGAAGCAGCGAGUGGCGCAGUGAGGAUCAGCUUUUCGGAAGUGCCCUGUCCGUGUGUCCCCUCAACGCCAAGGUUUCCUGGGAGAGAAAGUCCUGCUUUCUGUCUUUCCAGGUGGGAGAAACUGAGGCAUUGAAGGUUCACUACAAUAUUGGCAAAAACCUGGCCGACAAAGGCAACCAAACUGCUGCUAUCAGAUAUUACCGGGAAGCUGUCAGGUUAAACCCCAAGUAUGUUCAUGCCAUGAAUAAUCUUGGAAAUAUCUUGAAAGAGAGGAAUGAGCUCCAGGAAGCUGAGGAGCUGCUGUCCUUGGCCGUGCAGAUACAGCCAGACUUUGCUGCCGCGUGGAUGAACUUGGGCAUCGUACAGAACAGCCUGAAACGGUUCGAGGCUGCCGAACAGAGUUACCGGACAGCAAUUAAACACAGAAGGAAAUACCCAGACUGUUACUACAACCUCGGGCGCCUGUACGCGGAUCUCAAUCGUCACGUGGACGCACUGAAUGCCUGGAGGAACGCCACCGUGCUGAAGCCCGAACACAGCUUGGCCUGGAACAACAUGAUCAUCCUCCUGGACAGCACAGGUAAUUUAGCCCAAGCUGAAGCAGUUGGAAGAGAGGCACUGGAAUUAAUCCCUAACGACCACUCUCUUAUGUUCUCCUUGGCCAACGUGCUGGGCAAGGCGCAGAAAUACAAGGAAUCUGAAGCUUUAUUCCUCAAGGCAAUUAAGGCAAAUCCAAAUGCUGCAAAUUACCAUGGUAAUUUGGCUGUGCUGUAUCAUCGCUGGGGACACCUCAGCUUAGCCAAGAAACACUACGAAAUCUCCCUGCAGCUCGACCCUGGGGCAGCGGGAACUAAGGAGAAUUACAGCCUCCUAAGAAGAAAGCUAGAACAAAUGCAGAAGAAAGAUGUCUGACCCCAGCCCUCCGUCUUUUGAGUUUGUGUGCAUGAGACAUCUUGUUAACAUGAUGGAAAAUCUUAGACGUGUUUAUUUUAUUGGAUUUUUUUUUCUAUGAAAACAGAGACAUGCAAAAAGAUUAAAGCACCAGCAAUAUACUCUCGAAUGCCUGAUACGGUUUUUGCAUUGAAAUUGUAUUUUUUCAGACAACUUCAAACGUAAUUCUAAAAUGCCAAAACAUGAACGUUUUUUAAUUAAACAGAAAAAGAGAAAAAAGCAUCUUGAGUGACUCUUAGUAAAACGAAACCUGCGUUUGGGAUGUGAGUCUUGUCGUCCAUGUAUUAGCACUGUUAUACCAUGGUCAUGACGGAGAAAUGAAACACUGACUCCUAGAAUUGAUAUCAGUAUCAAGUAUGUCUGUAUAUUAGCAUUUUUAUUUAAUGACAAAAACGUAAAAUAAGAUUUUUGAUUUUUAAAAAUUUUUUUUAUAACAGUAUACUAUGAACUUCAUUUGUAAGCAGAUAUUUAUUUGUAUUUUUAUGUGUUGACACAGGGCAAAUAGGUGACUGAAGAAAUUUUAACGUCUAGCAUUUCUGUUCCCCCAAAGAAAGAAGUCAACUCCUGUACCAUCUAUUAUUUUGUAUCCUCGUUUCUGCGGUUGCAGUUCAUGGGAGAGUAUGUAAUGUUCUACAUAAAUUGUCACUGUCACUAAAAAUUCCAGCCGUGCUUCAGGCAAGAGCAGGCAACCUGACAUCCUUGUUGUUUGUUAUACUUGCUGCUAAGAGGGCUACACAAAUAUGUAAGUUGCUUUUUGGUAUUUUUAACUGCAAAGCAAUUUUUCAUUUUGCUUAGUCGAUAUUACUGUACCUAGCAAAUGCCAGAGGUCAGUUUUCUCUCAGAAGGAGCCACAUUUGGGAAGUCACUGGUAUUUUAAGCCUUGAGUUAUUCUCGUUUUAUUUGAUCAGAAUAAAACAACCUUUUGUUUUAUUUAA
Lepus europaeus (European hare) is the source of this 3407-nucleotide messenger RNA. RefSeq names its product transmembrane O-mannosyltransferase targeting cadherins 4 (gene TMTC4). Lineage: Eukaryota; Metazoa; Chordata; Mammalia; Lagomorpha; Leporidae. The coding region runs from base 145 to 2433 and encodes 762 amino acids. Gene Ontology annotation, molecular function: mannosyltransferase activity; protein binding. Gene Ontology annotation, cellular component: endoplasmic reticulum. The transcript is spliced from 19 exons. Gene Ontology annotation, biological process: protein O-linked glycosylation via mannose; endoplasmic reticulum unfolded protein response. The record is from RefSeq and is a predicted model, not a curated record.